AUGCGCAAUUUUGUCCACCCGAGAUCGAAGCAUGACUUAGUUUCCCCUCCAGCGUUGGGGCAUCAAACCCGAGGAGGAUGUGCCCCUCGCGAUGGAAUCCGCCUGUUGAGUGUGCUACCGGGACAACAGACCCAUCCGGGAAACAAAGGCAGUCUUGCUCUGAUUGAUAUUGGGCUUCCCGAGGAGUACCAGGACAUCGGGAGUAGGGACUCGGAAGAGAAAAGAGUCGACCCAGGAGCCGCUUGCGUGGAUUCCAGUGCCGCUGAAAAAAACUUUGACCUGGUGUGGGGAUCGAGUUUAGAUACGUCGCUGAGUGGAUCUAUUAGCCAGGGACGGGUGACGGAGCGAUCGUCGGCGACAGGUCACAGCGCUCCAACUGAUCUCUUGGCUCUGUUCAUGGACAGUAACAUUUGUCUAGAGAACAAAUAUAGCAGUCAGGAGGAGCGACGCAGUCCGUACUCAACGCCGGACUCAGCGGGAUUGACGCCUACAGAUUCAAACAUUAUUCACCAUCACCAAGUUCCCCAGUCCCCAAAUAUGUUUGAUGAGAUGGGGCAAAUUUGUUUGCCCAAAACUGGCAUUCUAUCAAUGUAUGACCCCCAACACCCUGGAACAAAUCUCGGGCCCACAAUGACCACCAUGGACUCAAAUUGCCACAUACCCCCGGACUCCCAAACCAACCGCAACGUCAUCCUGAAUCAAGCUGAGUCAACGCUUCCUUCUGAAGUAACCAGUCCAGUUUCCUUGGCAUCCAGCAUUCCUGGGAUGACUGACAAUUAUGCAACAAUGCGUCCUCCAGCUGUAACUCGUGUUCCUGGGAUAUUCAACGGCUCUGAAGUACACGAAGUGGCCGCAGCGGUGUCGACAGCACUCACGCCCGACUCCAACAACCUGGAAAGAGUGAACCAAUCUUCGUAUCAACUCUCCGGACAAGUGAUGCAUGGGAUGCCGGACAAAGCCCACGUGAUUUCAACGAACACCAGUCGCAAGCCGACUGCACGCACCUCGAAGAAGAAAAAGAAGAAAGAUCCGCACGAGCCGCAAAAGCCGGUGUCUGCUUAUGCGCUUUUCUUCCGUGACACACAAGCGUCAAUCAAAGUUCAGAAACCCAACGCCUCCUUCGGCGAGGUCUCAAAAAUCGUCGCUUCCAUGUGGGACACUCUCAACCAGGACAGAAAAAACGAAUACAAGAAGCAGACCGAGGUCGCCAAGAAAGAAUACCUCAAGCUCCUGGCUGACUACAAGGCAAGCCAUGUCUCUCGGACCGCGCAAGGGAAGAACUCGCGCGAGCCGCAUUUCCACCCGGGGGACGAGUACGGGCAUUAUCACGUGGAUGAAGUGAGCCGGCGAAACAACUCGCCGCGUCCCAACGCGAUCAUGAAUGAGAGCAUGUACAACGCGAUGCAGCAGCACCGCAUUCCUGCUUCCAUGCCGAAGAGCAAGGCCCAGCUGUUUUCCCCUCCGAUGAUGAACCCGGACAGCCAGGGCGUCGUGCCCCAAGGACCGCGAAGUGACGUCACCGGGGUCUCGCUGCCACAUCACAGCCCCCUGCAGGUGAGGAAAAGCGCCACGGUGACGUCUUAUUCCGGGGAUUCCCGCAGUUCUUUCACGCUCACGCUUUCGACCACUUGCUUCCCUGCUGCUGCGUAA
This is a messenger RNA of Notodromas monacha, 1650 nucleotides long. Lineage: Eukaryota; Metazoa; Arthropoda; Ostracoda; Podocopida; Cyprididae. The record is from the annotation of a GenBank genome assembly.